This is a messenger RNA of Naegleria lovaniensis, 1101 nucleotides long. RefSeq lists its product as uncharacterized. The record is from RefSeq and is a predicted model, not a curated record. NCBI's taxonomy places the organism in Eukaryota, Heterolobosea, Eutetramitea, Acrasida, Naegleriidae. Bases 1 to 1101 code for a protein of 366 amino acids. The transcript is spliced from 2 exons.
AUGACUGAGUCAUAUAAUUUCCUUCCCAUUACUCUCUUCCAAACCAUCAACGCCACUCAAGGUAAAAUUUCCGAAGCCCCUGAAAACAUUAGCUCUCUCAGUAAUUCUGCGUUCUAUGUCAUUGUAUUGAGCAUCUUGUUGGGAGUGCUUAUUGGUUAUGCCAUCAAAUUACGAGAUGAAAUGAAAAGAAAGCAAAAGAUUCUCUUUUUACUAACUGGAUUAUUGGUUGGAGUGGAUAUUGUUGCUUUGUGUUUCCGAAUUGUGUACAAUGGAACAUCUCUCUAUAUGAAUGGAAGGAAAUGGAUUAUGCUUCCCAAUUUGCUCGAUUUUCGAAUUGUGUUAUGGGUAUUUGCAGUACUGGAAAAUGCCUUUUCUUUUGCUACCAUAAUGACCAUUACGAUCAUCAUUGGAUUUCUUCAAGAUAUGUUCUUGACAACAGCUGCAGCAGCUAGAGCCAUAUCAAGGAAAGUAUAUCCCUACAUUAAGUGGUCACUCUUCACCGUAAACAUGGUCACGGGUGGUACUUUGGGGCUAGUGAUUGUUCUUAAUGCCAUUUUGAACUUGUUGGUGAAAAUGACACUUCUUAACAAAGCCCUAGCAGUCCCGUUUCAAAUCGUGCUUUUAUGCUUCUACUUUAUUGCCAAUGUCAUUAAUUUAGUGACUUUCACGGUUGUCAGUACUCGACUGCUUCAUGUUGUCAACAAAACAAGUUCUCAUGUAUCCACAACAAAGGAGAAAGUUCCAUUCAUGAAUCGCCCGUUCACCAAAAUAGUUGGAUUAAUGUCUGGAAUGAUUUUGAGCGCCUUUUUACAGAUAGUAGCAGCUAUUAUUGGUUUUUUAACAAGUACCUUUGCAAGUCAUUUGCAUAUGUUGGAUUACUUUUUGCAUUCUUUGGGAAUUGUCAUUUUUAGUGUUUUUGUAUUGUUAUUGUACAGCCCAUUGUGGAAUGAAAAGUGUGAAAAAGAGGCUGAGGAUCAUGUGAGAAAAACAGGAACAAAAAAGGGCCCUAUUCAACAUCAAGACAAGAAGGAGCCAGGCACCUUCAAUAUUCAAUCCAUGAAUAACUCUGAAAAGCAAGAGGAAGUAUCCACAAAAGUGUAA